UGACAGCGAGACUCUGUCUCAAAAAAAAAAAAACAAAAAAACUGACAAGGUGGUUGAACCUGUACCUGCUAACUGUCGUGGUUCACCACUUCCUGAGUGGAUGAUGUGGGACCAGUUCGUUAUCUGAAUCCAGGCUGUUUUAGGUAUAAACACAGGUGAAAUCUGUGAAUGGCUGUUCUGAUAAUUAAAUAAGGCUUCUGCUGUCUUCUGACCCAUAUACUGCUCUUCAGUAGGUGACGUGGAUAUUACUAAUCCUCAACAGAGUAUACUGGGUAUAGUGGCUUUCACAUGUGUCAUCUGCAGAAACAAGCUAAUGCAUGAGGUUUGAUAACUGGGAAGUAAUGCUUCUUCGUUGUGGUUGCUAGGAAAUAGGGAUCCAGCCAUCCCUGGGUCAGGAGGGAUAGAGACUGCACCAUCCACACAGAUUCACAGGCCGUCCUGUAGUGGCCUUGGCUUCAGGAAAGGAGCAUUCAGACGCUUCCAUCAGCCUCCCAGGAUGGCAGCCCCUGACCUAGCCCACGGAAGUCAUGUUUCUAGGGACUCAGUCUGCCUUCGUGGAGAACAGACACAGGCAGCAGGGAUGGUGGCUGGCUGGCUGAUAAAUUGUUAUCAGGACUCAGUGACCUUUGACGACGUGGCUGUGGACUUCACCCAGGAGGAAUGGACUUUACUGGACCCGUCUCAGAGAGACCUCUACAGAGAUGUGAUGCGGGAAAACUACGAGAACCUGGCCUCAGUAGGACGUGACCUGUUCAAACCCAGCGUGAUCUGUUGGCUGGAAGAGGAAGAGGAGUUGAGGGCAGAGCAGAGAGGAGUUCUCCAAGAAUGGCGACUUAAAACCAAAGGGCCAGCACUUCGGCAGGAUAGAUCUUGGUUCAGAACAUCAAAUGAGACACAAACGCAGGCAAGAAGCCACAAUGGAGGGCAGCUCUGUGACCGCACGCAGUGUGGAGAAGCUUUCAGUGAACACUCAGGCCUCAGCACACACGUGAGAACUCAAAAUACAGGAGACAGUUGUGUGUCUAAUCAUUAUGAAAAAGACUUUUUUAUUCCAUGCCAGAAAACUUGGUUCAAAAUUGGAGAGCAGUGUUCUGUGUUGGAUCAGUGUGGAAAAGCCUUUAGCCCUACUCCAAAUGUUGUUUACCAACAAACAUGCACGCGGGACAAACCUCUUGACUGCAGUGACUGUGGGGAAGCAGUCCUUAAUCAGUCAUACCUUCAGGCACGUGUGGGAACUCACAGUGGAGAAGGAACAUGGAACUGGAAGCAGUGUGGGAAGGCUCUCACUCACUCCACAGGCUGUGCCACGCCUGUUGAAAUGCAUGCUGUCAGGAACCCCCACGUAUGUAGGGAAUGUGGGAAGGCCUUUAGACACACUGCUUACCUUACUAGUCACAUGCGAGUCCACACUGGGGAGAAGCCCUGUGAGUUGGAAGAAUGUGGAAAAGCCUCCCCUGUUGCUUCCGGCCUAACUGCACUUGUAAGAACUGAUGCUGCAGAGAAGCCCUGUGAAUGUAACGAAUGUGGAAAAACCUUCACUGGAUGCUCAGGUCUUUCUAAACACGUCCAAACAUGCCCUGGAAAGCAGCUCUCUGAAUGGAGGGACUGUGGGAAAGCCUGCAGUGGGUUUUAUCUACUGAAUGAACAUGUGAAAACUCGCAUGAGGGAGAAGCCCUUUGCAUGUAUGGUUUGCGGAAAAUAUUUUAGAAAUUCCUCCUGCCUUAAUAAUCAUGUUCGAAUUCACACUGGAAUAAAACCCUAUACAUGUAGCUACUGUGGGAAGGCCUUCACCGUGCGCUGUGGCCUUACUAGACACGUACGAACACACACGGGCGAGAAGCCAUACACGUGUAAGGACUGUGGGAAAGCCUUCUGUACGUCCUCAGGCCUUACCGAGCACGUAAGGACUCACACUGGAGAGAAACCCUAUGAAUGUAAAGAUUGUGGGAAAUCCUUCACUGUUUCUUCAAGCCUGACUGAACAUGCGAGAAUCCAUACUGGAGAGAAACCCUACGAAUGUAAGCAAUGUGGCAAAGCCUUCACAGGGCGCUCAGGGCUCACUAAACACACGCGGACACACACCGGGGAGAAGCCCUAUGAAUGUAAGGACUGCGGGAAAGCCUACAAUAGGGUUUAUCUACUAAAUGAACAUGUGAAAACUCACACAGAGGAGAAGCCUUUUAUAUGUAUGAUAUGCGGGAAAUCCUUCAGAAAUUCCUCAUGCCUGAAUAAGCACAUUCAGAUUCACACUGGAAUAAAACCUUAUGAAUGUAAGGACUGUGGGAAAACGUUCACUGUUUCUUCGAGCCUAACUGAGCACAUACGAACUCACACUGGAGAGAAGCCUUAUGAAUGUAGAGUAUGCGGAAAGGCCUUCACCACGUCCUCACACCUUGUUGUGCACAUAAGAACCCACACUGGAGAGAAACCCUACAUAUGUAAGGAGUGUGGGAAAGCCUUUGCUUCCUCCUCACACCUUAUUGAACACAGACGGACUCACACAGGAGAGAAGCCUUAUGUAUGUAACGAGUGUGGAAAAGCCUUUCGUGCCUCCUCUCACCUGCGUAAACAUGGAAGAAUCCACACUGGGCAGAAACCCUAUAAAUGCAAGGAAUGCGGGAAAGCGUACAGUAGGUUUUAUCUACUAAAAGAACAUUUAAAAACUUACACUGAAGAGCAGCUUUUUGUAUGUAAGAACUGUGGAAAAUCUUUUAAAAAUUCCUCAUGCCUUAACCAUCACGCUCAAAUUCACACUGAUGAGAAACCUUACUAAUGUGAGGAAUGCGGGGAAGCCGUCAGCUACACUAAUUCACGUGGAAGACAUGAAAGACCUCUCGCUCUCCAGAUGCCCAUCACUUGAGGAGUGUGGCCAUCAGCAUCGCAUCACAACCCGGCAGGCAGGAACUCAGCCUGGAGCCCUAUAGCAGCAGACGCAGAGAAAGCCCUCAAUGUGCUCUCGGGUCUUGCUAAAUACGGAAGGUAUCCAGUGGAGAGAACCUUAUUGACAUGUGAUACGUAGCAGCGUUGUUGCUGUUCUGCUCGGUACUUUGAUGAUCCCUCAUGAUCUCACAGUGAAGAAAAACCUUAGGAGGGUGAGAAUUGUUGGGAAGUCGUUCUUUACAUGACAUCAUUCCUCAAUCUUUAGUAAACGAGGGAUUGACACUUGAAGUGUUAUGAAUGUACAGAAGAUAGGAAUCACUUCCCCGUGUCCUAAAACCUUGUGGGCUAACAGAGACACGUCUUUCUGGGGGUUCUGUAGACGUAUUUUGAACCUGUAUGAUGCUGCACUGAUCAUUCUUGGAGUGAGGACUGUUCCCUGUAGAAAUCCUCCAGUCUGAUUGCUAUAUUGUCCGAGUCGCAGCCUGGCUAAGAGUGGGCCUGGAGGACUCAGAUGUGAUCCUGUGUGAGCAGCAUAGGCUCUGGUUGGUUAGUCUUGAGGACUCAGAUGUGAUCCUGUGUGAGCAGCGUAGGCUGUGGUUGGUUAGUCUUGAGGACUCAGAUGUGAUCCUGAGUGAGCAGCAUAGGCUCUGGUUGGUUAGUCUUGAGGACUCAGAUGUGAUCCUGUGUGAGCAGCGUAGGCUGUGGUUGGUUAGUCUUGAGGACUCAGAUGUGAUCCUGAGUGAGAAGCAUAGGCUCUGGUUGGUUAGUCUUGACUCAGAUGUGAUCCUGUGUGAGCAGCGUAGGCUGUGGUUGGUUAGUCUUAAGGAUCCAGAUGUUAUCCUGUGUGAGCAGCGUAGGCUGUGGUUGGUUAGUCUUAAGGAUCCAGAUGUUAUCCUGUGUGAGCAGCGUAGGCUCUGGUUGGUUAGUCUUGACUCAGAUGUGAUCCUGUGUGAGCAGUGUAGGCUGUGGUUGGUUAGUCUUAAGGAUCCAGAUGUGAUCCUGUGUGAGCAGUGUAGGCUCUGGUUGGUCUUAAGAUCCAGAUGUGAUCCUGUGUGAGCAGUGUAGGCUGUGGUUGGUUAGUCUUAAGGAUCCAGAUGUGAUCCUGUGUGAGCAGCAUAGGCUGUGGUUGGUUAGUCUUGAGGACUCAGAUGUGAUCCUGUGUGAGCAGCGUAGGCUGUGGUUGGUUAGUCUUGAGGACUCAGAUGUGAUCCUGUGUGAGCAGUGUAGGCUCUGGUUGGUUAGUCUUAAGAUCCAGAUGUGAUCCUGUGUGAGCAGCGUAGGCUGUGGUUGGUUAGUCUUGCUCUUAGGCAUGACCCACCUGUAGGAUCCCACACUGGCCAAGGUGGGGCAUAACACAGGUCUGCAUUUUAUGAAAAUGCCCUUGUUCCUCUCCCAUACCUGAUCCCUUCAGAUAAAACCAAAGGGGGCAAGGAGGGGCAGAGUGGAGAGGGGCGAGGUCAGUGCUGUGAGAUGCCCCCGUUUCAUGGCCGUGGAGGGAGAGCCACCCCCGCACACGUGGGGAGGAGGGAAUUCCUGUACCUCAGACAGUGCCGGAUGGGUGAGAGCCCUGAGUGUCCCUGUUGACCUCCAGAUCCUCUUCAUAGCAGAGCAGUCCUGGCGGCUGCUGCAAUCCGGCAGUUCUGGGUCAGGAGCCGCUUGUGUGUGCUGCCCCUUUGUGUACCAUGAAAACAGACCAGGGACGUGGCUGGUCCUGAUGUUCCACGGCGCUUGGCACUGUCACUGGCGCUUCCUGGAUGAGGCCCUUAAACACACCCAGCAGCAGAGCAAGGCCUGCGUGUCCGUGGCACGCAUGUGUGUCCUCUGGCUGCAGCAAUCUUGGGUUAGGUUUUUUGUGGCCAUCGGGGCAGCAGCUGCUUGGUGACUGUUUCUGUGGUGUUGAACCUCCACGGUAUAAAGGUAAUCUGCAGCGAGGUGAACAAUAAGUCCUGGACGGACAGACCCGUGCACCUUCAUGUUAUUACAUGUUUGAAAUCCUGGACGGACAGACCCGUGCACCUUCAUGUUACGUGUUUGAAAUCCUGGAUGGACAGACCCGUGCACCUUCAUGUUACGUGUUUGAAAUCCUGGAUGGACAGACCCGUGCACCUUCAUGUUAUUACGUGUUUGAAAUCCUGGAUGGACAGACUCGUGUACCUUCGUGUUACGUGUUUGAAAUCCUGGAUGGACAGACCCGUGCACCUUCACGGUACAUGUUUGAAAUCCUGAAUGGAUAGACCCGUGCACCUUCAUGUUAUUACAUGUUUGAAAUCCUGAAUGGACAGACCCGUGUACCUUCAUGUUACGUGUUUGAAAUCCUGGACGGACAGACCUGUGCACCUUCAUGUUAUUACGUGUUUGAAAUCCUGGAUGGACAGACCCGUGCACCUUCAUGUUACGUGUUUGAAAUCCUGGAUGGACAGACCCGUGCACCUUCAUGUUAUUACGUGUUUGAAAUCCUGGAUGGACAGACUGGCGCACCUUCAUGUUAUUACGUGUUUGAAAUCCUGGAUGGACAGACCCGUGCACCUUCAUGUUAUUACGUGUUUUAAAUCCUGGAUGGACAGACCCAUGCACCUUCAUGUUAUUACGUGUUUGAAAUCCUGGAUGGACAGACCCGUGCACCUUCAUGUUACGUGUUUGAAAUCCUGAAUGGACAGACCCGUGCACCUUCACGGUACGUGUUUGAAAUCCUGAAUGGACAGACCCGUGCACCUUCAUGUUAUUAUAUGUUUGAAAUCCUGGAUGGACAGACCCGUGCACCUUCACGUUAUUACGUGUUUGAAAUCCUGGAUGGACAGACCCGUGUACCUUCAUGUUACGUAUUUGAAAUCCUGAAUGGACAGGCCCGUGCACCUUCAUGUUACGUGUUUGAAAUCCUGGAUGGAUAGACCCGUGCACCUUCAUGUUACGUGUUUGAAAUCCUGGAUGGACAGACCCGUGCACCUUCAUGUUACGUGUUUGAAAUCCUGGAUGGACAGACCCGUGCACCUUCAUGGUACGUGUUUGAAAUCCUGAAUGGACAGACUCGUGCACCUUCAUGUUACGUGUUUGAAAUUCUGGAUGGACAGACUCGUGUACCUUCAUGUUAUGUGUUUGAAAUCCUGGAUGGACAGACCCGUGCACCUUCAUGUUAUUACAUGUUUGAAAUCCUGGAUGGACAGACCCGUGCACCUUCAUGUUAUUACGUGUUUGAAAUCCUGGAUGGACAGACCCGUGUACCUUCAUGUUACGUGUUUGAAAUCCUGGAUGGACAGACCCGUGCACCUUCAUGUUACGUGUUUGAAAUCCUGGAUGGACAGACCCGUGCACCUUCAUGUUAUUAUGUGUUUGAAAUCCUGGAUGGACAGACUGGCGCACCUUCAUGUUAUUACGUGUUUGAAAUCCUGGAUGGACAGACCCGUGCACCUUCAUGUUAUUACGUGUUUUAAAUCCUGGAUGGACAGACCCAUGCACCUUCAUGUUAUUACGUGUUUGAAAUCCUGGAUGGACAGACCCGUGCACCUUCAUGUUACGUGUUUGAAAUCCUGAAUGGACAGACCCGUGCACCUUCACGGUACGUGUUUGAAAUCCUGAAUGGACAGACCCGUGCACCUUCAUGUUAUUAUAUGUUUGAAAUCCUGGAUGGACAGACCCGUGCACCUUCACGUUAUUACGUGUUUGAAAUCCUGGAUGGACAGACCCGUGUACCUUCAUGUUACGUAUUUGAAAUCCUGGAUGGACAGACCCGUGCACCUUCAUGUUACGUGUUUGAAAUCCUGGAUGGAUAGACCCGUGCACCUUCAUGUUACGUGUUUGAAAUCCUGGAUGGACAGACCCGUGCACCUUCAUGUUACGUGUUUGAAAUCCUGGAUGGACAGACCCGUGCACCUUCAUGGUACAUGUUUGAAAUCCUGAAUGGACAGACUCGUGCACCUUCAUGUUACGUGUUUGAAAUCCUGGAUGGACAGACUCGUGUAGCUUCAUGUUAUGUGUUUGAAAUCCUGGAUGGACAGACCCGUGCACCUUCAUGUUAUUACAUGUUUGAAAUCCUGGAUGGACAGACCCGUGCACCUUCAUGUUAUUACGUGUUUGAAAUCCUGGAUGGACAGACCCGUGUACCUUCAUGUUACGUGUUUGAAAUCCUGGAUGGACAGACCCGUGCACCUUCAUGUUACGUGUUUGAAAUCCUGGAUGGACAGACCCGUGCACCUUCAUGUUACGUGUUUGAAAUCCUGGAUGGACAGACCCGUGCACCUUCACGGUACAUGUUUGAAAUCCUGGAUGGACAGACUCGUGCACCUUCAUGUUACGUGUUUGAAAUCCUGGAUGGACAGACCCAUGUACCUUCAUGUUACGUGUUUGAAAUCCUGGAUGGACAGACCCGUGCACCUUCAUGUUAUUACAUGUUUGAAAUCCUGGACGGACAGACCCGUGCACCUUCAUGUUAUUACGUGUUUGAAAUCCUGGACGGACAGACCCGUGCACCUUCAUGUUAUUACGUGUUUGAAAUCCUGGACGGACAGACCCGUGCACCUUCAUGUUAUUACGUGUUUGAAAUCCUGGAUGGACAGACUUGCGCACCUUCAUGUUAUUACGUGUUUGAAAUCCUGGAUGGACAGACCCGUGCACCUUCAUGUUAUUACGUGUUUGAAAUCCUGGAUGGACAGACUGGCGCACCUUCAUGUUAUUACGUGUUUGAAAUCCUGGAUGGACAGACCCGUGCACCUUCAUGUUGCGUGUUUGAAAUCCUGGACGGACAGACCCGUGCACCUUCAUGUUAUUACGUGUUUGAAAUCCUGGAUGGACAGACCCGUGCACCUUCAUGUUAUUACGUGUUUGAAAUCCUGGAUGGACAGACCUGUGCACCUUCAUGUUGCGUGUUUGAAAUCCUGGAUGGACAGACCCGUGCACCUUCAUGUUAUUACGUGUUUGUUGUGGAGAGGAGUGGGUCAUGCAGUGUUUCUCUUGUGGGACUGAGUGUGACUAUUUAGCUCAUCUCUUGCCACCUUUACUUAUUGGCAGUGACACUAAAGGUCGUCAGAUUAGUGUGAACCACCCUGUGGGGUUGUAGCGGCUCCUGGACUGGUCUCAGAUGCCAUCCCGGUUGGCGGAAAUAAGUCCUGCAGGUGUCCGCUGGAACUGACUCCCAGUGUCUGAGUCCAGAACGUGCGGGUCACAGGUGAUGCCACAUCUGCAUCACCCUGGUGCUCGGACUCCGAGUGACAGCAUCCUGAGCAGGCGGUAGCCCAGACACCACCCUGCCUGAUACGCCCCCGGUGGUGGAGACAUCACCCCAGCCUAGACCUCGUUAAGAUGACUCCCCUGCCUUCACUGGAGGUGACUUUACACACUUCUCCAGAACCGCCUCAGCAGCGAUGCCCAUGGACCGGUGUUCCUAAGGCGCAAAUUCGAUAUUUGAGAUUCUGAGAUGAGCUGAGCUUGCUGUCCGCUAACCCGCGAUCCUGGUGUAAUCUCAGUCAGAACCUACAGCCCUGCACCUCUUGCCUGUAAGAAAAUCUGUUAGGAGUUAGUAGUGUCUGUGAAGUCUUGAUAAUUGAUAACAAAUUUUUUUGUUUCACCAGGAGGCACCUGCCUCCUAUCAGCCUCUGGGGAGGCCACCGUCUGCCCAGUGCCUUCUCCUCCCCUGUAGCUUUCCGUCUCAUCGCCUUACUCCCUUGACUUGGCUUCACACAGAGCCUCUUCUUUACACAUUCUAACUGUUCACUUCGUACCCUCCUGCAGCAGAACUACAGAGCUGCCACCCUGAUCAUUGUCAAACUCAUCCCUUCAUCAGCUUUAUAACUCCUCAAGGAUUUUAUCACUGGACCCCCAACAUUUCGAAGUGAUUUUCUUGAGUAAUACCAUAUGCUGUGAUGUGGAUGGGAUUGGCUUGUCCUCACCAAGUCUCAUGUUGAGCUUUGACUCUCAGUGUGGCAGUGCUGGGAGGGGGCCUGGUGGGGGUUUGGGUCAUGGAGGCACCCUCCUGAAUGGUUGGAUACCAUUCAUUCUUGCUCUCUCAAGCCUGGAUUGGUUCGUAGGGGAAUGCAUUAGUUACCAGGAGCAUGGUGGUGAUAAAGCCACGCUGUCCCUCAGGUUUGGCUCACUGCCCCUGACCUUCUCUGCCCUGUUUGACACAGCAGAUAGUCCUCACCAGAAGUAGGUUGGAUGCUAGUGCCAUGCUUGUACAGCCUGCAGAACCAUGAGCCAAAUAAGCCUCUUUCUAAGUUACCCAGUGUCAGAUACACAGCAACGCAGACUAAGACACCACGCAUGAUGGAAAACUGGGUUAUGGGCAGGACUGCAAGUACUGCUUGUGCAGAUACCUGUAUUUCUCCUCCUGACUCCCAGAACGUGUUCUAUGCCACUUAGGGCAACUUACGCUCUCCUGUGUGACAAUCUCCACUCCUGAUGUCUGAGGAUUCCUCAGUGUAAGGUAAAACAUUAAAGGACCAAUUGUAUUAAUAGUGUUCUAUUUUUUUUUUAUUAGGAUACAUUUUCAUCCUGGGGUCUUGCUGUGGGGGCUAGACCGACCCUCCCAGGGCUAGAUCAUUUCUAAAGAUGGUAAACAACUUGCUGGGAACACCAGUGCAUAUGCAACUCAACUCACUGCAUAUGCAAAUCGACACUGCAUAGCAAAUUGACACUGCAUAUACAACUCAAGUCGCACUGCAUAUGCAACGUAACUGGCACUGCAUAUGCAAAUCAGCUCGCACUGCAUAUGCAAAUCAGCUCGCACUGCAUAUGCAAAUCAACUGUUGCAAGUACUUAUUUCCAGCCACUUCCUUUUUCUAACUACCACACCAAGCCAAUAUUUCUCCUCCCUGAAGUCAGCCCAGGAUGAGGCACUAGACAGUGGGAUAUGCUCUGUGCCCUUGGGCCUGCUGGAAGUAUGCAGACUACCCAGCCUCAGACUUCAUCCUGCCCUGUCCUGCCUUUCCUGUGAAAACCCUGUAGCCUCUGCCUCCCCUGGACCUGACUUCUGCCCCCACGCAGCUCUGCAGCUUCCCUGGGGCCCUGUCUGCAGUGUUUUGUCCCUUCUCUUGACACUGUGAGUGAUAAACUUCUUUCCAUGUCAGUAACUAUAUGUGUUCACUCACUCACCUUGACGAGUCCACAUCCAGGCCCCACCAGUGGUGUGGUUUUCCUCAUAGUCUUUCUACCUAAGCACAUGUCCAUGACAAGGUCUUACCCAGCCCAGGCAUUCUUGAACUAUCUGUAAGAGCUGCCGUGUUGACUCCUGGGCAGUUUUAUUCUUUCUCUCUACUGGUUCAACCUCAUUAGGGAGUGACAUUUUUUCCAAAGUGGUUGUGAAACAGCAUCUCUUUGGGGUGCUGGUUUGCACUUCUCUUGAUUAUUGAUAGUAUGAACAUGGUUUUACUUACGCUGGCUAUUUUCCUUUUUGGAUGAAAUACCUGGACUUGUUUUUUCCUGAUUUGUUUGGUAUUUGUUCUUUUUUAGAAAUGGGGAGGCUGUUGUGAGGUGAGAUGGGGAGGCUGUUGUGAGGUGAGAUGGGGAGGCUGUUGUGAGGUGAGAUGGGGAGGCUGUUGUGAGGUGAGAUGGGGAGGCUGUUGUGAGGUGUGAUGGGGAGGCUGUUGUGAGGUGAAAUGGGGAGGCUGUUGUGAGGUGAGUCACCGCUUGUGACUUAGAAGAUUGUAGUGGUUUCCACUUGACCUGUUUUCACUUUUGUGAUGGUGCCUUAAGGAAAAAGGAAAAAGAUUUCGCUGGGCGCGGUGGCUCAUGCCUGUAAUCCCAUCACUUGGGGAGGCCGAGGCGGGUGAAUCACGAGGUCAGGAGAUGAAGCCCACCCUGGCCAACAUGGUGAAACCCCAUCUCUACUGAAAAUAGAAAAAUUAGCUAGAUGUGGUGGUGUGUGCCUGUAAUCCCAGCUCUUUGGGAGGCUGAGGCAGGAAAAUCACUUGAACCCAGGAGGCACAGAUUGCAGUGAGCCGAGAUCACACACUGCACUCCAGCCUGGCAACAGAGUGAGACUGUCUCAAAAAAAAAAAAAAGGAAAAAGAUUUCUUAAUUUUGGCAUACUCAAAUGUAUACAACCUUUCCUUUAUCUUCAUCAGAAAUUUCUUUUCCUCUAAGGCCUUGAAUGCACUGUACUGUUUUGGUUUCCACA
Molecule: messenger RNA, 10984 nt
Organism: Macaca mulatta (Rhesus monkey)
Lineage: Eukaryota; Metazoa; Chordata; Mammalia; Primates; Cercopithecidae
Source: RefSeq, a predicted model, not a curated record